UUAACCCUCAGAGUGUAGAAGAGUCUCAACAUUCUCAUUAAUGAAUAGCAUGUGUACAUUCAGACAUUAUAGAGGACAUAUCUGUCUCUUGUUGAGCACUUUAGUGAGAUGGAGUCCUUGUUGCAUUGAUACUAGCAGGUUUGGGGUGAGGAUGACAAUAUAACAAGUAAACAAAAUAUAAUAUCUGGAGUGUGGGUGGAGUUCUUCCCAACAAAACAUUUCAGGAAAGAGUAGAAUCUCACAUGAAGUGCUGCUAGUGAAAGAGGCAGAGAAUAGAAGCACCACAUUUCAUCAGAUGAACUGAAAGCAGCACUUGAUACAUGCGUCACCAUGUUGAGACUACCGUUCCUCUUCUGUUCAUUCCAGAUUUUCUUGACUGUGAAAUCAGGCGCUCAUUCUCUGUGGGCUCUUUCCACCCUCAUCAUUGGAGACACUCCGUUCCCAGAGUUCAUCACAGUGGGGAUGCUAGAUGACAUCCAAGUAUUCUAUUACGAUUCAAAUGUGAACAACUUGAGAAAUCAACCGUCUAAACACACUGAAUGUAUUACACAAGAAGCUGCUAACCUUGUCUUCGGAGACCUGUAUAGACGUGUAAAAAAUAUAGCCUUGUUCUCAAAACACCAACUUAACCUGACAGGUGGAAUACACGUCCAGCAGGAAUGGUCUGGUUGUGAGCUAUUAGACGGUGGCAUCCCUGGUCCACUGCUAUCUCGAGGUGCUUUUAACGGAGCGGAUAACGCAGAGUGGCAGUUCAGUCUGCACCAGAAAACUCUACGGUCUGAAGGUUUAUGGUCCACAGUGUGGAAUCAUAUUGAAGCAAAUACUCAUGAGUUACUGUGUGCAAAUGUAUACGGCCCAGUUUGUAUUAAAGCCCUGAAGAAUUGCCUUCACAUUAAGAAGAACGAGGUGAUGAGAAAAGUGAAGCCCAGACUCAGGCUCCUCCAAAAGACACUUCCAGACUCCAAAGGGGCCAAAGUGACCUGCCUGGCCACUGGUUUCUACCCCCGUCACAUCAACCUGAUCCUGCUAAGAGAUGGUCAACCUGUGUCUGACCACCAGAUCACUGGGGGGGAGCUGCUACCUAAUGGAGAUGAGACGUACCAGAUGAGUAAGAGCCUGGAGGUCAGCGCAGAGGAACUACAGCAUCACCACUACACCUGCACAGCUGAACACCUCAGUCUGGACAACAAGCUGGACAUUGGCUUAGAGCGUGAGUGGGAUCCAGGAGCAACAACCAUAUUGUCAUCUGUGACGGCUGUGGCAGUGUGUCUGGUUGGAGCCACCUGUGCCGUCAUUAUAUGGUGGAGGAGGAGACGCACAGGUCAGGCCUCCCAGGCAUCACAGUCGAGUACCUACACGUCUGCUCCAAGUGCAGAUCUGGACUGAAGAGAAAUGAUGGAGCAAAAAACACGUCGGAAAGAUGCUUCAUGUCAAGUUCAUGCAAAUCAUCUUUCAGAGAUGCAUUUAACACUGCUUGAGAAUUGUACCUUUUAAGCUCAUCCUUGUUUUUCUUCAAUCUCAACCUUAUUAUUCAUGAAAAGAAUGUUCAAAGUUAAGAUAUGUUGAGAUAUGUUUGUGGUAAAUAA
Messenger RNA from Alosa alosa (allis shad), 1586 nucleotides. RefSeq names its product major histocompatibility complex class I-related gene protein-like. The transcript is spliced from 7 exons. Gene Ontology annotation, biological process: immune response. Lineage: Eukaryota; Metazoa; Chordata; Actinopteri; Clupeiformes; Clupeidae. The coding region runs from base 331 to 1386 and encodes 351 amino acids. The record is from RefSeq and is a predicted model, not a curated record. Gene Ontology annotation, cellular component: external side of plasma membrane.